Messenger RNA from Schistocerca gregaria, 2206 nucleotides. RefSeq names its product multiple inositol polyphosphate phosphatase 1 (gene Mipp2). Gene Ontology annotation, molecular function: inositol phosphate phosphatase activity; acid phosphatase activity. Bases 614 to 1969 code for a protein of 451 amino acids. The transcript has 12 exons. The record is from RefSeq and is a predicted model, not a curated record. Lineage: Eukaryota; Metazoa; Arthropoda; Insecta; Orthoptera; Acrididae.
AUUGCCUACCCUGAAAAAUAACACACUGCGGCAUUUUCGAUUUCAAACAAUUCAGGGUGUGGAAGGCAUUUUUGUUGUUUUCUAAAUAAUAUGGUGGAUGGCAAAUUAUUGGAACGAUGAAAAUUAAUCUGUUGUGAAAUUAUAAUUCAUUUAGGUUUAUUAUCAGAUAACAGUUAUGUGAUAAAGCACAAUGAUCCUGUUCAUACACCGAUGUGUAGAGGAAUUGGCGAAUUAUAUGCAAGACUAAUUGACACAUACUGCUUUAUCUUCAACCUCCGAGGUCUUACCGAAAGGGAAUGUAGAACUAUAUGGAACUAAUCAACAGAAAAAAAAAUCAUAAUUUUAUGGAUUGGCGUUUUUGGAAAAAAAAUCCAUGAAUUUUUAAAAAAUGUACAGAAUGCUAUAGUAAAAGAACUUUGACAGGGAUAUGGCAAUUUAAAAUUUUUUCAAAAUUAGCAUCUUCAAAAUGGUAUGCGCGGUGUCAUCUUUGGAGGGCUGUAUCUUGGAGCAGAAAUUUUUUAGGAGAAAACAAAAAAAAUAUGUGUUCCUUAAUUAGGCCUUAAUUUUAACAUAAGCUCAAUUCAAUAACAUCUGAGACUAUGAAGGCAGCAAGAUGACUCACAGUUACCUUGGAAAAUACAUUUGCUUUAUGUUUAUAUACUCUGCGUUGGCCAGUAACCCAAGCAGUGGUUGUCAUAGUAUUAAAGAACAUGUGAUAGCUGAACAUUUGGCAACAAAGACACCUUACCGGUUUGUGAUGAACUCGAACGAUAAGCCUGUAAACAUACCAGGGUGUGAGCCACAACGUAUUUGGUUAUUAGUACGUCAUGGAACACGUUAUCCUGGUCGCCAAAUGAUAUUCAAAAUGACUACACAGUUGUCAGAAUUAAGAGAUAUCAUUGUCAUUGGCUAUAGGGGAAAAAAAGAAUAUGGACCAGACCAUAUUUGUGCAAAGGAUAUUGGAAGACUGAAAGCAUGGAAUCUUAAUGUACAAGAAUCACAAGAAAAACAUUUGGCCCAUGAAGGAGAAGAUGAAAUGAUAGAAUUAGCAGAAAGAUUCCAGAAACGAUUUCCUAAACUAUUUCCUGGACAUUUUGACAACAACACCUAUAGGUUUCAAUAUACGGCAACUCAGCGAACUGGUGAAAGUGCUCGAUAUUUUACUAUAGGGCUGUUUGAACGGAGUGGCAGUCUGCACGUGUGGUUUCCAGAGCCACUUGCUAAAGAUCCAGUGCUGAGGUUUUACAAAUUGUGUGAUCGUUGGCGUACACAAGUUGAUAAAAAUCCAGCUACAGUUCUACAGAAAAGGAAAUUUGAAAGAGGUCCUGAAAUGCUUGCUGCAUUGAAGAGGAUAACCACACGUUUAGGCCUCAAUGGGACAAUAGGUGUUGCUGACGCAGAGGUGAUGUACCUUACGUGCACCUUUGAAACUGCCUGGGAAAAGAGGGGUGUUUCUCCUUGGUGUUCUGUUUUCUCAGAAGAAGACCUUAAGGUGUUUGAGUAUUCUGAAGAUCUGAAGUAUUAUUGGGUUGAUGGAUAUGGCUAUGAAUUAACUUACAAACAGGCAUGUCCUGCCCUUAAAGAUAUGAUGGAGCAUUUGCAGCCUAGCUCUGAUAAUGAAAGUGGACAACACACAACUGUUGUUUAUUUUUCACAUUCUGGCACCAUGCUGAAACUGCUGUGUCAUCUAGGACUAUACAAGGAUUCUGGUGUUUUGCUCCAUAGUAACUAUGACUCAAUGGCCGAGCAGCGCAAGUGGCGUGUUGGAAAAAUUGACAGCUUUGGUUCUAAUUUGGCAUUUGUUCUAUUCCAGUGUGGGAAUGAAGCCAAGUUGAUGACACUGCACCAAGAGCGGCCAGUUGUUCUCCCAGGAUGCCCACAAGAUCUUCUGUGCCCUGUAGCACUGUUUAGACAACUUUAUAGUGAGAGCCUUGAGAACUGCAAUUUCCUGGAGAUGUGUGCACUGUGAUACAACCAUUACCCAUAAGUUCAACAAUAUAUUUUUGUAUAUUUUUAGAAUUGACUAUAUGAUUGCGACAAAUUUAUCUGUGUAAACCUUAAAUAUAUUCAGAUUGCUAUUUUAUAAAUUCUGUAUUUGAAACACACAACUGGUAUAUUUUCUGUAAAGAGAAAUAGAUUUUCAUUCAUAUUUUUCAUUGUUAUUUCUAUUUCACUAACCAAUAAAACUGUGUGAUGAAACUGUAAA